Erythranthe guttata (spotted monkey flower) is the source of this 1786-nucleotide messenger RNA. RefSeq names its product F-box/LRR-repeat protein At3g26922. NCBI's taxonomy places the organism in Eukaryota, Viridiplantae, Streptophyta, Magnoliopsida, Lamiales, Phrymaceae. The record is from RefSeq and is a predicted model, not a curated record. Gene Ontology annotation, molecular function: protein binding.
CGACUCAAAAUUCAUAACAAUUUUCAACCCAACAAGUGUGGUAAGAUGAGUUUUGUGGGGGAAGCUGAUGAUUGGAUAAGUGAGUUGCCUGAUGAGAUUCUGGUUCAUAUAUUGUCUUUGCUAUCGCUCAAGGAAGCAGCACGCACUAGUGUUCUUUCGUCUCGUUGGAUCAACUUGUGGAAACACACCCCCUCUCUCUGCUUUGAUGCUCAACAAAGUUUAAUAGACAAGCUUUAUCUUGACGUCGAGUUACUCGAGAGUGAGAGACUCAAGUACGUGAAAUGGGUGAACUCCGUUAUUCAAUCACACAUAUCACCCGCCUUAAAAGAGUUCAAAAUCCGUUUUAAUCUAAACAAAUCAUCAUCAAAAGCAAUCACUCAGUGGCUUGAAUUUGCAUUCUCCAGAAAAGUUGAGAGGUUGGAGUUGGACAUUAAAACUCGUCACGGUUCGUCUAAAUAUUAUUGUUUCCCCGACGAGUUUCUUACCCUAACCAAUUUCAGACCACCACCUAAUUUCCAACCCGCUUCACACAGUAUGCUUGUAGCUGCCGGCUUUAAGUCCCUCAAAGCAUUAGUUUUCAAAUUUGUUCGUGUGAGUGGUGGAGCUAUCGAGUUCUUGUUACAUAACUGCCCGUUACUCGAACAAUUGAUUGUCCAUGAAUCAAACAAAUUAUCAAAGCUUCAAGUCUGUGGUUCAUCCCUCAAGUUAAAACACUUGGAGAUAGUCCAUUGUUGCCCGGGUUUGGAAUCACUUAAAGUUUCUGCGCCAAAGCUUACUACACUUAUUGUUACGACUGUAACGGGACUUUUGCUUGAGAAUGUUCCGAUGCUAGUUAACGUAUCUGUCAGGUGUGACCCUGACAGUAUUUCAAUAAAACGUUUAUUCGAUGUUGUACUGUCUCGCUGCAUUUCUCAUAUGCACACUCUUUACUUGGGGCAAUACAGCUGUGGUUUUUUACGAGGAGAAAUGGACGAGAUUUGCGACCUUCCUAAAAUGCCCAAUCUGAAGAAGUUGGUCAUCGAAUAUUGUGGAAGAGGUCAUGAAAGUCUUAUUAGGUUGGCUGCUUUGAUAAGGGCAUCUCCGUACUUGGAGGAAUUUGUUUUACAGUUUAAUUGGUCUACACUACCGAGGGAAGAUAGACAAAUCGAGGGUGCCGUAGCAAAUUCUCCCCACCAUCACCUUAAAAUCUUCAAGUUUUGUAGCUAUUAUGGCAGCGCGAAUGAUGUUGAAUUACUCAGCUACAUUUUGGAGAAUUGCAUCGUUCUUGAGAAAAUAAUAAUUGAUCCCGAUUUUGUAUGGUUCCGUGACAAAUUAGAGGUGGAAGAAACUGCAAGGUUGAACGUAAAGCAGAAGCUUGCACCACAAGUACCUCGACAUAUUGAAUUGGUUGUUCUAUAACUUAAAACCAUAGGAUGUAUUCCAGUAUUCAAUUAUCUGUUUUUUUUUUAUUUAUGAUUUCAAAUUAAUACUAUCGAGUUAUUUUCUUGACUUUGUCUCCGUCGAUUUACAUGUAACGUAAUGGAUUUGUCUCCAUCGAUUAUCACCUUAUGACCAUUUUUUUCGAUUCAAGAGUUGAGUUUUUCGGGAAGCUAUCUUCAUGACAUGCAUUUUACCUGUCGAAUAGUCACCGAAAGGGAUUUUUACGGAUUGGAGAGCUUAUGUCAGACAAACCCCACAAAGUUGUUUGAUCAUCUUGUCAAAAACUAUGGAUUCUGAAAAGGGCCCGGAGCUUCUAGAACCUUUGACCGGUCUCGGCUUUCGUGUUCGUGCAAUAACUCCUGAUUUG